This is a messenger RNA of Vigna umbellata (rice bean), 5938 nucleotides long. Lineage: Eukaryota; Viridiplantae; Streptophyta; Magnoliopsida; Fabales; Fabaceae. The record is from RefSeq and is a predicted model, not a curated record.
UUAUUAUAAUUCAUUCGUGGCAAAUUCCGCACGUGCCUUUGAUUGGAGAGGGUGUCACCGACCUUUCUCUUUCUCUACGGCAAAAUCAUCGUGAAUCGCCGUUGGCGUGGUCGUAGAUAAUUUGGGGUUCCUUUCCAAUUCCAUAUUGCGAGACCGAAUUCGUGCUUGGGUUCUGUUUGGGAUGACGAGCUAGCUGAUGGAGGAGUCCUGUAAGAUAUUUAAGAUAUGUGAAAACUAAAGAUGAAACUGCAAGCACAUAUUCCGGGGGAGAUGUCAGGACAGGUACCUAAUCAACCAGGGUCUCAGUUGUCUGGACUGACCCAGCUGAAUGGGAAUGCACUCGCUCAUCAGAUGCCACCUUUAGGGGGUGUUCCCCGGUCAACAAUUAAUAUGGAUUCUGAAUUUCCUAGAGCUCGCACUAUUAUUCAAGAGGAGAUAUUUGGUACGUUGUUGCGAAAACAACAGCAGCCAGUUACAGAUGUACAGAGAAAGAAGCUUAAGGAUCUUGCAAAGCGCUUGGAGGAGGGCAUGUUAAAAGCUGCUCGAUCUAAGGAGGAUUACAUGAACUUGGAUACUUUGGAGAGUCGAUUAUCAAAUUUCCUCCUACGAGCAUCUAUGAAUAAUAAAAACCAACACUAUCCGCAACUUGUUAACUCUUCUCCAAUCAGUACAAUGAUACCAACCCCUGGUAUGUCACAUGCUCCAAAUUCAAGCAUGAUGGUUGCAUCUUCUGUGGAUGCCUCGAUGAUUUAUGCCAGCGGGUGUAAUAGCAUAGCAUCAACAUCUUUCAAUAGUGUAAACAUGUUACCAGCUGGUGGCAUGCUUGGCAGUACCUUAAAUAGAUUUGAUGGUUUGUCUAAUGGUUAUCAGCAGUCUUCUACCAGCUUUUCUGUUGCCUCAGGGUCGAACAUUUCAUCAAUGGGGGUGCAGAGAAUGGCUAGCCAGAUGAUUCCCACUCCUGGAUUCUCAGUCAGCAGCAGUCACUCACACAUGAACAUAGAUUCUAAUACUAAUGGAGGUGCAUUUUCCAGUGUAGAUUCUACCAUGGUACCAUUGUCACAACUUCAGCAGCAGAAGCAGAUUGUUGGUGGCCAAAAUAGUCAUGCAUUGCAGAAUCUCAACAGUCAAAUGGGUAUUGGAAUGAGAUCUGGUUUAUUACAGAAGCCAUUUACAAACUCAAAUGGUGCUAUAAAUAGUGGAUCAGGCUUGAUUGGAAACAAUAUACAGGUUGCAAACGAACCUGGCACUUCUUCUGACAGCUAUGCCUCCACUUAUGCCAAUUCCCCUAAACACUUGCACCAGCACUUUGAUCAAAGUCAGAAACCGGUUGUGCAAGAAAGAAUAACGAUAUUAUUAUCAGGUGAUGGAUAUGGAUUAAACAAUGUUGACAGUUUUCCUUCUGGAAACUGUUAUACAUCUGCGACAUCCUCUGGGCCCAUGAUGAACAAUCAGAACACUAGUUCUGUUAAAAUACCAUCUAUGCCUAAAACUAGCACAUUGUUAAGUGGUCACUCGAACUUGCAUGGUAUGCAGCAGGCUGCUCAUAUAAAGUCUCAACAAGUUAACCAGUUAGAAAAGUUGAAUUUUCAGUCUUCAUUGACUUCAAGAGAUGGCUUUCUGCAUUCUCAACAGCAAUAUCAGCAAAGGUCUCAACAAUUGCAACAGCCAGAUCAGUAUGCGCAGCAGCAAUUUCAAUCUAUGCAAAAUCAGCAUGUGGUCAACAGUGACACUUUCAGUCAGUCUCAGCUUUCUCCCAAUCUAGAAAAUCGAGUGAAACCUGAGCCUGGAAUUGAACACCGCAAAGAAGUGCUCAACUCUCGUGUCUCUGAACCGUUUCAUAUAUCUGAGAUGCAGAGUCCGUUCCAGCAGAACUCAUCUGAAGAUUGCUCUAGGGUUGCUCAACAUCUUCCAUUUCCAUCUGGUCACCAUGAUUUAUCAUCAUCAACACCUCAAAAUUCACAACAAAUGUUGCACCAACAUCAAUUGGCUGCAGAGUCUCAAAAUAACUUUAGCGUCGGGGUGCAAUCCAAAUCUGUGAUUCUAAACCAUUGGCCUCAGUCACAAGAUCCUGACAGUAUUUCACAUGAUCAACAUCUCCACGUGGAUUUUCAUCAAAGAAUAUCUGGACAAGAUGAAGCUCAAUGCAAUAGUUUAUCAUCAGAUGGAUCUAUUAUAGUUAGAAAUGUUCUUUCUAGAGGCUUGGCUGAGCAGCUGGAAUCUGGAAUUGCUACAAAUAAGGCACACAGGAAUCAACAGAGGUGGCUUUUAUUUCUACUUCAUGCUAAGCGAUGUUCUGCCCCUGAAGGACGAUGUAAAGAGAAGUUUUGUUCUGCUGCACAGAUGCUAUGCAAGCACAUGGAUGGAUGCAAGCUGCGCCAUUGUCCAUAUCCUCGUUGCCAUCAUACAAAGGAGUUACUUAAUCAUUUUGUAAACUGCAAGGAUCCAGGUUGUCCUGUUUGUGUUUUUGUGAGAAAGUGUCGACGUGCUUUUCAAUUGAAGCCUCAGAUUCGGCCAGAACCUGAAUCAAGCUUGCCAACUGCAGUGAAUGGAUCCUGUAGGCCUUACAGUAUUGCAGGCACAUCACCAAGAUUGAUCUCAAAGCCUCUAUUAGUUGUUGAAACUUCUGAGGACCUCCAUCCAUCUAUAAAACGUAUAAAGAUUGAGCAUUGCACCCAGGCCAUUUAUCCUGAAAAUGACCAUUCUGCUUCAUCUUUUAUUGGAAAUUGUGAAUCUCUUGUUUCUAGGGAUGCUCUGUCUCAACCGCUGCCCUAUCCAAAUGCUGAGAAGUCUAUCUCAAUUAAACCUGAGUUUCCAGAAGUUAAGGCCGAAGCUCCUGCAAAUGUGAUACAUGAAAAGCUUAGUGAGAUGCAAAUGGAUAACAAUAAUGCUGAUGAUAAAACGCCUAGUGCUGAACUUGUCAAAUAUGAAGAACCUGCUAAUUUAGCAAGCCCUGAAAAUAUAAAAACUGAGAAAGAAACUGGACAAGACCUGCAAGAAAAUGUUGUCCAGACAUCUGAAAUUCCAACUGGAACCAAGUCUGGUAAGCCAAAAAUAAAGGGAGUCUCAUUAACUGAGUUAUUUACUCCGGAGCAAGUGAGGGAGCAUAUCACUGGCUUAAGGCAAUGGGUUGGUCAGAGCAAGUCAAAAGCAGAGAAGAAUCAAGCAAUGGAGCAUUCAAUGAGUGAUAAUUCGUGUCAAUUGUGUGCUGUAGAGAAGCUUACCUUUGAACCACCACCUAUUUAUUGCACAACUUGUGGGGUUCGCAUCAAACGAAAUAAUAUGUAUUACACCACAGGCACUGGUGACACACGACAUUAUUUUUGUAUUCCAUGCUAUAAUGAUGCUCGUACAGAGAACAUAAUUGUUGAUGGGACUCCCAUUGCCAAGUCAAGAUUGGAAAAGAAGAAGAAUGAUGAGGAAACUGAAGAAUGGUGGGUUCAAUGUGAUAAAUGUGAAGCGUGGCAACAUCAAAUUUGUGCCUUAUUUAAUGGUAGAAGAAAUGAUGGUGGACAAGCUGAAUAUACUUGCCCUAACUGCUAUAUUCAGGAGGUAGAAAGAGGAGAGCGUAAGCCCUUACCCCAAAGUGCUGUCCUUGGCGCCAAGGAUUUACCAAGAACUAUUCUUAGUGAUCACAUAGAACAACGAUUAUUUAGACGGCUAAAGCAAGAAAGACUAGAAAGGGCAAGGCUUCAAGGAAAAAGUUAUGAUGAGAUUCCAGGAGCUGAUGCUCUUGUUAUAAGAGUUGUGUCAUCUGUCGACAAGAAGUUAGAAGUGAAACCACGGUUUCUGGAGAUUUUUCAGGAAGAGAAUUACCCAACAGAAUUUCCAUAUAAAUCAAAGGUAGUUUUGUUGUUUCAGAAGAUAGAAGGUGUGGAAGUUUGCCUAUUUGGCAUGUACGUUCAAGAAUUUGGAUCUGAAUGUCAAUUUCCAAAUCAGCGCCGAGUGUAUCUUUCGUAUUUGGAUUCUGUGAAGUAUUUUAGGCCUGAGGUUAAAGCAGUGACAGGAGAGGCUCUUCGUACUUUUGUUUACCAUGAAAUUCUGAUUGGAUACCUUGAAUAUUGCAAGAAACGUGGUUUUACAAGCUGCUACAUAUGGGCUUGUCCUCCAUUGAAGGGUGAAGAUUAUAUUUUGUACUGCCAUCCAGAAAUUCAGAAAACACCAAAAUCUGAUAAGCUACGUGAAUGGUAUCUAUCGAUGUUAAGAAAAGCUUCGAAGGAAAAUAUUGUGGUUGAUCUCACCAACUUAUACGACCAUUUCUUCGUAUCAGCUGGUGAAUGUAGGGCCAAGGUCACUGCUGCAAGACUCCCAUAUUUUGAUGGUGACUACUGGCCUGGGGCUGCAGAGGAUUUAAUUUAUCAGCUUCGCCAAGAGGAAGAUGGAAGAAAACAAAAUAAAAAGGGAACAACUAAAAAGACUAUAACAAAAAGGGCUUUAAAAGCAUCUGGUCAGUCAGAUCUUUCAGGAAAUGCUUCAAAGGACCUGCUCCUCAUGCACAAACUUGGUGAAACCAUUUGCCCGAUGAAGGAGGAUUUCAUUAUGGUUCAUUUGCAGCAUGCUUGUAUCAGCUGUUGUAUCUUAAUGGUUUCUGGUAACCGUUGGGUCUGCAACCAGUGCAAGAAUUAUCAGAUUUGUGAUAAGUGUUAUGAAGUAGAACAAAAGCUUGAAGAGAGAGAAAGACAUCCUAUUAAUCAGAGGGAGAAACAUACUCUUUAUCCAGUUGAAAUUACUGAUGUUCCAUCUGAUACAAAAGACAAAGAUGAUAUUCUUGAGAGCGAAUUCUUUGACACUAGACAGGCAUUUCUGAGUCUCUGCCAGGGAAACCAUUACCAGUAUGAUACACUAAGGCGGGCCAAACAUUCAUCAAUGAUGGUACUCUAUCAUCUUCACAAUCCAACAGCUCCAGCAUUUGUGACAACUUGUAAUAUAUGUUAUCUUGACAUUGAAACUGGUCAAGGAUGGCGCUGUGAAGUUUGCCCUGAGUAUGAUGUAUGCAAUGCUUGUUAUCAAAAGGAUGGAGGUAUUGAUCAUCCUCAUAAGUUGACAAAUCAUCCAUCCAUGGUGGAUCGUGAUGCUCAGAAUAAAGAAGCAAGGCAGCACCGAGUGUCGCAGCUACGAAAAAUGCUUGAUCUCCUUGUUCAUGCAUCCCAAUGUCGUUCUGCACAUUGUCAGUAUCCUAAUUGUCGCAAGGUGAAGGGGCUUUUCCGCCAUGGGAUGCACUGCAAAACACGGGCUUCUGGAGGUUGUGUUCUUUGCAAGAAAAUGUGGUAUUUGCUUCAACUUCAUGCUCGUGCUUGCAAAGAAUCUGAAUGCCACGUACCACGUUGCAGAGAUUUGAAAGAACAUUUAAGGAGGUUGCAGCAACAGUCUGAUUCACGGCGUAGAGCUGCUGUAAUGGAAAUGAUGAGACAAAGAGCUGCAGAAGUUGCUAACAAUGCUGGUUGAGCUGUUCGUACUUGUAUAUAUGUGGCACUUUUGAAGAUAUGCUCUGGACAGAGGUAUACCUUAGUUUCACCAGUGCUCCGAUAGCAGUCAUUGUUUGUGAAUGGAAUACACAGGGUGCAUGUAUGUAGCCUUGGAGGUGCGCAUGGCCAUCUCAACAUGUUUGUCCCGGUGAAGAUCUGAGUUCAGCCAAUUACUGCUUCUGUCCUCUUCUACAAAGGACUAACCAGGUCUGGCGGGAUAUUUGGCGGUGCUUCUGUUUUUGUGGGCCAAUUUGGUAAUUCUUUGAUUUUGUCAAAUUACUUGUUUUUUUAUGUUUAGAUGCCAUCCUUCGGUGGCAGGUGUACUAUAGUCUCAAUUUUCUUACAAAUGUUUGUGGGUGGGGGAUGGCAUCAAGUUGUUUUUAGUUAUAACCGUUUUAAAGAUUCAAUGCAUUUUGUAGAAUCUUAUUUAAAGAUGAAAGUAAAUAAUUAGUAUAUGCAUUAUUAUGCUUCCUUUA